Molecule: messenger RNA, 1954 nt
Organism: Ceratosolen solmsi marchali
Lineage: Eukaryota; Metazoa; Arthropoda; Insecta; Hymenoptera; Agaonidae
Gene: slif
Product: cationic amino acid transporter slimfast
Exons: 10
Coding region: 34-1833 (599 amino acids)
Biological process (GO): L-arginine import across plasma membrane; L-ornithine transmembrane transport
Cellular component (GO): plasma membrane
Molecular function (GO): L-arginine transmembrane transporter activity; L-ornithine transmembrane transporter activity; L-lysine transmembrane transporter activity
Source: RefSeq, a predicted model, not a curated record
AUAGACGGUGAACAAAAAGAGACGAGAUUAAAUAUGAAAGGAUGUUCGAUAUGGAAGGCGCUGUCGAGGCGGCGGGUGGACAGUGAGCUGGACAAAUCUAGUGAACUUGCCCGAGUUCUGGGACUUGUCGAUCUUACGGCUCUCGGCGUCGGUUCGACACUUGGCCUUGGCGUCUACGUUUUGGCUGGGAGUGUUGCUAAGGAAACCGCUGGCCCGGCUGUUUGUAUAUCCUUCCUCAUAGCUGCCGUCGCUUCGGCUUUCGCCGGAAUGUGUUACGCUGAAUUUUCCUCAAGAGUACCUAAGGCAGGAUCUGCGUACGUUUACAGUUAUGUAACUGUGGGAGAAUUUAUUGCUUUUGUAAUUGGUUGGAAUCUAAUACUGGAAUAUGUUAUAGGUACCGCAAGUAUGGCUAGAGGUGUAAGUAGUUACAUCGACGUUCUUACAAACUACACAAUACAAAGUGCGCUGCAGUCCGUGAUGCCAAUCCAUGUAUCCUUUCUCUCUCAAUAUCCGGAUUUUUUUGCUCUUUUCAUGGUUAUUCUGCUAACAAUAUUUCUUAGCAUUGGUGUCAAGGAAUCAUCAAUGUUAAAUAAUAUUUUUACCACAAUUAACUUGAUUACCAUUACGAUUAUCGUAAUCUCUGGAAGUAUCAAAGCGGACGUAGGUAAUUGGUCAAUAGAUCCAGUGACCAUACCUCAGAAUGUAACGAAUCCUGGUUCAGGAGGUUUUAUGCCUUUUGGAAUAAAAGGUGUGAUGGAAGGAGCGGCCAUCUGUUUUUACGGAUUCGUUGGCUUCGAUGCCGUAGCGACAACUGGCGAAGAAGCGAAAAAUCCUCAACGAAACAUCCCUAUUGCUAUUAUCAUUUCAUUGACGAUUAUAUUUCUAGCUUACUUUAGCAUCUCCACUGUACUUACUAUGAUGUGGCCCUAUUACGAUCAGGAUGUGCAAGCUCCAUUCCCCUAUGUGUACGAUCAAAUUGGUUGGACAACUAUUAAGUGGAUCGUCAAUAUUGGCGCAGUAUUUGCCUUAUGCACCAGCUUACUCGGAGCCAUGUUCCCUCUUCCUCGUGUGCUCUAUGCUAUGGCCAACGAUGGAAUAAUCUUCAAAUUCCUCGCUAUUAUUAAUCCAAGGACCAUGACACCUGUUCUUGGAACAAUAAUUUCUGGCUUACUUACUGGUAUAAUGACUCUUCUUUUUGAUUUGCAACAACUUAUAAACAUGAUGUCAAUUGGAACACUUCUAGCUUAUACAAUAGUAGCUGUAUCAGUCUUAAUUUUAAGAUACCAAAAGAAAACAUCGAUUACGAAAGCAUCCAGCAACAAAACAAGUAAUUCCUUAUAUUUUAAAUCUUUCUAUUAUUUCAAACAAAUAUUCAAUCUUCACAACCAGAAAGAGCCAACGGAUUUCUCGACGUCAAUUGCAAAAUAUGGUGUUUUAUUUUUUGGCAUCGUUAUGUUCAUUAUUGGUUUGAUGUUUAACAACUCCAAUUUAUUUUCUAAAACAAUAUUAAUAAUCACACUUACGAUAAUGCUAUUAUUCGCUGUACUUUGUACCAUAGCAAUAGGCAAACAACCCGUUCAAGAAGUUGAAUUAUCUUUUAAGGUUCCAUUAGUACCACUAAUACCGUGCAUUAGUAUUAUUAUAAAUCUUUAUUUAAUGCUGCAAUUGGAUGUAUUUACGUGGAUAAGAUUUCUUAUAUGGAUGCUCAUAGGUUUCUGUAUUUAUUUUUUUUACGGAGUUAAACACAGUGUACAAGGUGAACGGGAUCGACUAGAGGAGGAGGCGCUGGAACGAAAGUACGCUAAUCAAGUUCAAAUUGUUACUAAGUGCUAGUACAUGCUAUUUAUGUACGCAUACAUAUAAGUAAUAGAAUAUUAUUUAACAGCAGUAUUAUUAAUAAUAAAAAGAGAAAGUUUCAAACACUUUUUGGAAAACACUAAAUUAAUUUCUGAAU